CGCAGCGUCUCCACGCAGCAGCCGCCACGUCAGCGCGGCGAACGCCCGGGCGCGCUGGCCGGAUGGGGAAGGCAGCCGCUGCCUUUGGGGCCGAAGUGGGUGUGCGAGUCUUGCUGUUCGCAGCCUUCCUGGUGACUGAACUUCUCCCUCCCUUCCAGAGGCAUAUCCAGCCAGAGGAGAUGUGGCUUUACCGGAAUCCAUAUGUGGAAGCGGAGUAUUUCCCUACCAAGCCGAUGUUUGUCAUUGCAUUCCUCUCUCCACUGUCUGUGAUCUUCCUGGCCAAAUUUUUCAAGAAGGCAAAUACAGCAGACAGCAAACAAGCCUGCCUGGCUGCCAGCCUUGCUCUAGCUCUGACUGGUGUCUUUACCAAUACAAUAAAACUGAUAGUGGGAAGGCCACGCCCAGAUUUCUUUUACCGCUGCUUCCCAGAUGGACUAGCCCAUUCUGACUUGAUGUGUACAGGGGAUAAAGAUGUGGUGAAUGAGGGUCGCAAAAGCUUCCCUAGUGGACAUUCUUCCUUUGCAUUUGCUGGUCUGGCCUUUGCUUCCUUCUACCUGGCAGGGAAGUUACACUGCUUCACACCACAAGGCCGUGGGAAAUCUUGGAGGUUCUGUGCCUUUCUGUCACCUCUACUUUUUGCAGCUGUAAUUGCACUGUCCCGCACCUGUGACUACAAACAUCACUGGCAAGAUGUACUAGUUGGAUCCAUGAUUGGAAUGACAUUUGCCUAUGCCUGCUACAGACAGUAUUAUCCUCCUCUGACUGACGAAGAAUGCCAUAAACCAUUUCCUGACAGACAUGCACUUUCUGCUCUUCAGAAGAAGCCUGGUGAUUCUUACUGUUUGGAUAUUUAAGUCAAAUCUAAAUUCAGUGGAGAAUAGGCAAAUCAACCUUAGAACCAAGCACAUAACAAGAAUUCUGGCCUUUUUAUCUCUUCCAAGGUACAAGUGAUGGCAUAAGCCACACUGUAUUCAGCCUCCAUGUGAUUAUGAACUUUUGCCCUACUUGACAUGAUCUACCAUGAGGAAUCAAAGUUCUUUUCCACCACUGUAUGCCACCCAUUCAAUAAAGAGAUCUUUCAAUAGUUCUCCAAUGGCUUAUGCAUACGAUCCAUUAGGUUGAUAAUCUUAAGAUUUAGUGUUUUAAUAUUUAAUUUAAAUGCUACUUUUUAAAGGGUCUUUUCUCAAAGACUUUUACACAGCCCUACUCUUAUCCUAGAAGCUAGUUAAUUAUCAGAUUUGUGAGCUGGACCCAGUGACACAUGCCUAUAAUCCCAGCAGCUCAGGAGGCUACAGCAGGAUGAUCAAAGCCAGCCUCAGCAACUGAGCAAAUCCCUAAGCAACUCAGCAAGACUCUGUUUCUAAAUAAAAUAUUUAAAAGGGGCUGGGGAUGUGGCUUAGUGGUUAAGUGCCCCUGGGUUCAUUCCCUGGUAUCAAAAAAAAAAAUAAAUUUUUUUUUUUGUUUCUCAUAAAUCAAAAUGUUAAGAUCAAAGGCAUGACCAAAUUAUCUUGAUUCUAUAUACUUUCUCUAGUGACAAUUCCAUUAAACCUUAAAUAGGAAAAUGUCCAAUCUUAGCUAAUUUACCACUCCUGUGUACAUCUAUCCAAGUCCAGGCAUCUGGUGUUGCUGUCCAUUUUGAACACUGUGGGCAUAAACAAUCUGUUGAAUUACUAAGAGAACAGAGCAAAAAAGAAGAAAAUGGUCAGGAAUGUAGUUUCAGUACUAACAACAGAUGAUUUUUUUCUACCUCAUUUCUCUUUGUGCUAAUGAGCUUCUUGCCCAAAUUCAUAUCUGCCAACUAAGAUAGAAAAGAAGUUACAGAAAUUAUUUGGAGGACAAAUGAAUCAUUUUCUAUCUUUUCUUCAAAAGAAGAUACAAGAAACAAUUACAGGACAUCAUCAGAAAUGAUGAUCUAGUUCCUACAGCUAGCUGUUGUUUUCUUUAUUGUAAUUAUAUUUUAAACGAUUUUUACUUAUGUAUAUCUUUUUAUAACACAUUUUCAAUGCACUUCUUCCUUUACUAAACCUGAUAUUCAAAUAAAAUGAUGAAUGUG
Messenger RNA from Marmota monax (woodchuck), 2053 nucleotides. It is a transcript of the gene Plpp5, whose product is annotated as phospholipid phosphatase 5. The record is from RefSeq and is a predicted model, not a curated record. Gene Ontology annotation, biological process: phospholipid metabolic process. The transcript has 7 exons. Gene Ontology annotation, molecular function: phosphatidate phosphatase activity. NCBI's taxonomy places the organism in Eukaryota, Metazoa, Chordata, Mammalia, Rodentia, Sciuridae. Bases 63 to 854 code for a protein of 263 amino acids.